Calypte anna (Anna's hummingbird) is the source of this 1705-nucleotide messenger RNA. RefSeq names its product WD repeat domain 12 (gene WDR12). The record is from RefSeq and is a predicted model, not a curated record. The transcript has 13 exons. Gene Ontology annotation, molecular function: protein binding. Gene Ontology annotation, cellular component: PeBoW complex; preribosome, large subunit precursor. NCBI's taxonomy places the organism in Eukaryota, Metazoa, Chordata, Aves, Apodiformes, Trochilidae. The coding region runs from base 48 to 1319 and encodes 423 amino acids. Gene Ontology annotation, biological process: maturation of 5.8S rRNA from tricistronic rRNA transcript (SSU-rRNA, 5.8S rRNA, LSU-rRNA); maturation of LSU-rRNA from tricistronic rRNA transcript (SSU-rRNA, 5.8S rRNA, LSU-rRNA); ribosome biogenesis.
GCUGGGAGCUGUAGUCCCGGGCAGGCGGUGAGGCGGGUUCCGGCAGCAUGGCGCAGCUGACGGCGCGGUUCCGUACCGAGAACCCACGGUACGCCGUGGAGGAUGUGCCCUUCUCGGUGCCCGCGGCCUCCGAGACCGCCGACCUCAGCCGCCUCAUCAACAAACUGCUGGCAGGAGGCAGCGAGGAUCACAAGUAUGUGGAAUUCGACUUCCUCAUCAAUGGGCAGUUCCUGCGAAUGCCACUGGCUGCACACAUGGAGAUGGAAAAUAUCUCCACAGAAGAAGUGGUGGAGAUAGAGUAUGUGGAGAAAUACAUGGCCCCUCAGCCAGAGGAAUGCAUCUUCCACGAUGACUGGAUCAGCUCUGUCCAAGCCACUGAAGAAUGGAUAUUAACUGGCUGCUACGACCAGACUGCUCGAAUCUGGUCUUUGGAAGGAAAAUCCAUCAUGACAAUACCUGGGCACACAGAGGUAGUGAAGGAUGUGGCAUGGGUGAAGCAAGACAGUUUAUCCUGCCUAUUACUCACUGCUUCAAUGGACCAAACUGUCCUGCUGUGGGAGUGGAACGUGGAGAAAAACAAAGUGAAAGCUCUCCACUGCUGCAGAGGACAUGCUGGGAGUGUAGACUCCAUUGCUGUUGAUUGCACAAGAACUAAAUUCUGUAGUGGAUCCUGGGACAAAAUGCUCAAGAUCUGGUCUGCAGUACCUACAGAUGAAGAGGAUGAAAUGGAAGAAGCAGCUAACAGACCACGGAAGAAGCAGAAAACUGAACAGUUGGGACUAACCAGGACUCCCCUGGCAACCCUCUCUGGCCACACAGAGGCCAUCUCCUCAGUGCUUUGGUUGGAUGCUGAAGAAAUCUGCAGCGCAUCCUGGGACCACACCAUCAAACUCUGGGACGCUGAGACUGGAGAUCUCAAAUCAACCUUGACAGGAAACAAAGUGUUUAACUCUGUCUCCUACUCCCCCCUGUGCCGACGCCUGGCGUCCGGCAGCACUGACAGACACAUCAGGCUCUGGGACCCUCGCAGCAAAGAUGGCUCCUUGGUUCUCCUGUCUCUGACAUCUCACACUGGCUGGGUCACAGCUGUGAAGUGGUCACCUACCCAUGAGCAUCAGCUGAUCUCUGGUUCUCUGGACAACAUUGUGAAGCUGUGGGACACAAGAAGUUGCAAAGCUCCUCUGUAUGACCUGGCUGCUCAUGAAGACAAGGUUCUGUGUGUGGACUGGACAGAAGCAGGGCUGCUCUUGAGUGGAGGUGCAGACAACAAACUGUACUGCUACAGAUACCCAGCCACAGCCUCUGAUGUGGGAGCAUGAAUGCCAACAGCCAGAUUCCCUUUCAAAAGAAGAUUUUUCAGCAGUUGCUCUCUGUUAGCAUCCUUACACAACCAGCCUCUAAAGAGAGGAGUUUUCUGUUGCUGAGAGAACUGUUCUUCCUGGCUGUUGCACUGGUAACCUGUAUCCAUGUCUGUCACAGAAAAACAUCAACAAGCAGUUAGGAAUGUGGUUAGUGUGAAACCAAACAAAGGGUGUUUCCUCUGUUUUUGAUGGCUUUGAAUUAACAUCUUUAAAUGGCUGUCUGUAUGGUCCCUUUAGUAAGGAGUAAACUGUUCCUGAUGCUUACAGAAAAACACUUGCUGGACUAAAUUAUUUUUUGAGCUUACCUGCUUUCCCCUGGAAAAAAAAUAAAACUUUUAUCUACA